Molecule: messenger RNA, 5663 nt
Organism: Drosophila melanogaster (fruit fly)
Lineage: Eukaryota; Metazoa; Arthropoda; Insecta; Diptera; Drosophilidae
Exons: 10
Coding region: 78-1565 (495 amino acids)
Source: RefSeq, marked reviewed
CAAAAUUGACAGUUUUAUUAAAAAUAGAUUAGAUGCAAUAGAAUUAUUUUUUGGACCGUAAAGUGCAAAAUUUUCAUAUGAUCUGUGUCAAAAGAAUGCCGUGGAGCAAUGUUCGCAUAUUUCUGAAGCUCGCUUCCCAGCGAUGCCAGCUCCUAAGUGUGGGCUCCAUCCAAGAGGCGUCUGCAGGACACCGAUCGGGCUCCUUCGAAUCGGAUGCCCUGUCGAGCACUUCGAAUGCCAGGCACAUGGAGUGCCUGUUCGCCAAGUGGCUGGGGGACACUAGCUCGGUCAAUGGAACCUGGCAGAAUUUCUUCAAGGGAAUGGUAGAGAAACAAAUAGACUCGCAACCGCCUCGGAAUAAAGAAGCAGAAGGAGAUGUUCUUCCCUCGAUAGGAACCACAACGCCAACAGAUGCAGCGAUUGGGGCUCCAGUUUUGGGAAGGAGAAAAGCAGUCUCUUCUUCGGCACAGCAGAGUCCUUUGGACACUUCGGAAGCGGACUUCAACAGUUGCGUGGCUCAGUCUCAAAAGCAUGAUAUUGGAGUGCUUUCACACUCAACGGAUAUCAGAACUUCUGGCAUAUACGACAAACAGAAACUGCCCACAUUGCCCAAAGAUGGCAUUCUGAAAGGCUGUUCAAUAAACGGAUCAAAUAUAGCCAGUGAAGCUCAUUCAUCGAUUUUAUUGGGGAAUGAAGUGGCACACAACAUUUCCAAAAACUUGACCAGAAAAAUGUCGCAAAAAAAUACUCCAGACAAGCCAGAAAAACCACAUAAGCAUGAAGAAAUCUUGACGGGUUCCAGAAGAACCGGAAACUCGCGCAACAACUUUCAAAAGAAAUUCGGCUCAUUCGAAAUUUUUAUGAAAUUCUGGAAACACGCACAUGCAUUGGAUAAGUAUAAGCGGCAUAUUGGUCCAGUAAUGGUUGUGAAGAAGCGUUCAAAAACCAAUUCAAAGCCAAUUAACGUCAUGUACUUCAAAAAUUAUUACGAAAAGGGUUUACGUCUAAGGAAGGAAAGGUUGAAUAAAAUCAAAAGCAAUAAGAAAAUUAAAAUGCCUUCAAAAAGCCCUAAGGAGUCCGUAGCUAAAGAAAUCAUUGAAAAUGCCAAUAUACCACAAUCUCACCCAGAAACAAAGAAAUCCACAUAUGUUUCAAAACACAAGAGCGAUACAUAUGCGACCCUUGAGGAACUGAUCAACGAUAUUGAUGACAUCGCCAUAAAUGAGAAGUUGUCUGAAUCGAUUGAGCCAGUGAAAACCAAGAAAGACAGUAAAACACCGAAGCUGUUGGAGAACACUCCCAAAAAGAAGCCAAAGAAUUUCAAAACGGCACUUAGGGUUUUCAAGCCCGAAGAGAAGGUUAUCCCAAAAUCGGAUAAUAUGCCGAGCUCAAAUAUCAAGCCCAAUCCCGUUUCCAAGUUGGACAAAUCCAAAUUAAGUAAGCCGAAGACUGAAAAAUACAUUCCUUUGAGGGUUUUCAAUACACCAAAAGAAGACGAAGACAAGUCAUGGAUAUAUUGGGAUGAGUUGGCAGUGAAAAGCCUGCGAAAACCAACUCAAGACUAGCACUUCAUCCUCAGAAACCCAAGAAGGAAGUUGGGCAGCCUCUUCAUCCUUUGAACUGAAACUAACCUAACGAAUCUCAGCACGUCUUGCCACAAGUGAUUCCUACUAUGAGCUGAUCUCACAACUUUCUCAGCCUUCGAACCCUAAGCACCAAAUUCAAAAUUUAACAGGUAUUUCGGUAGUCCCUUCUAGAACAUGAACCAAUGUCGUCUGAGGAGCCUGGCGCGGAUCAGGAGGAGCCUGACACUGGGUUUGCGGGGAACUGACCAACACGUCCUCGCCCGUCAAGCCCUCCGCACCAUUCAAACGACCUCACAGCGGCGAGGUGUCCAUGAUCUGGACUCCUUCGCCAAUGGAUGCAGUGCCGCCUACAUCGAGGGACUCUACAACAAGUGGAAGCGCAAUCCCAGUUCCGUAGAUGAGUCCUGGAACGAGCUCUUCAGCAGCAACGAUUGGUCCAGCCCCAAGAGAAGUCCUCUUCAGGUUUCGCACUCCCGGAAGUACAGACGUCCUCCGGUUGAAAGGAUAGCUGUGAAGGCUCGGUCGGGCGAAAGGACGGCUUCCGGUGGCGCAUCUGCAGCUCCAGCCGCACCUCCCAGCGACUGGAAGAACAUUGAUGACCACCACGUGAUCCAGGCCAUCAUCCGUGCCUAUCAAUCGCGCGGUCACUUGGCCGCCGAUCUGGAUCCCUUGGGUAUUGUUGGUCCGAAGAAGCGUACGUCGGUGGAUGGCACCCAGCGACAUGCCGCCAGGGAGGUGCUCCGCCAGCACUUCUCCUAUAUAUUUAAUGACCUCAAUACCGUGUUCAAGUUGCCCUCAUCCACAAUGAUAGGCGGUGAUCAGGAAUUUCUGUCACUAAAAGAGAUCCUGGAUCGCUUGGAGCGCAUCUAUUGCGGCCACAUUGGAGUGGAGUACAUGCAGAUCACGUCGUUGACAAAGACCAACUGGCUUCGCGACCGUUUCGAGAAGCCUGGAGGCCUGGACUUGACCAAGGAGGAAAAGAAGCUCAUCCUAGAGCGUCUCACUCGCUCGACGGGAUUCGAAAACUUCCUGGCGAAAAAGUUCUCGUCGGAGAAGCGUUUCGGACUGGAGGGAUGCGACAUUAUGAUACCCGCUAUAAAGGAGGUGGUUGACCGGGCCACGGACCAUGGCGUGGAGUCAAUUUUAAUAGGAAUGGCGCAUCGAGGGCGCCUCAAUGUCCUCGCCAACAUCUGUCGCAAGCCCAUUUCGGACAUCCUGUCUCAGUUCCACGGCUUGCAGGCCACCGAUUCCGGAUCUGGCGACGUUAAGUACCAUCUGGGCGUGUUUCAAGAGCGGCUCAACCGACAGACAAACCGCAUGGUGCGCAUCACCGUGGUGGCGAAUCCCUCUCACUUGGAGCACGUCAACCCGGUGCUCCUGGGUAAGGCCCGAGCGGAGAUGUUCCAACGGGGCGACACAUGUGGCAGCACGGUGAUGCCCAUCAUUAUCCACGGAGAUGCCUCCUUUUCCGGUCAGGGCGUGGUCUACGAAUCAAUGCAUCUGUCCGACUUGCCCAACUACACCACCUACGGCACCAUUCACAUUGUGUCCAACAACCAGGUGGGCUUCACGACAGAUCCGCGUUUCUCCCGCUCCUCGCGCUACUGCACGGACGUUGCCAAGGUGGUGAAUGCUCCGAUACUGCACGUGAAUGCGGACGAUCCGGAGGCGUGCAUCCAGUGCGCUCGCAUUGCCAUCGACUAUCGGACACGAUUCAAGAAGGAUGUGGUCAUCGACAUAGUUGGCUACCGACGCAACGGGCACAAUGAGGCGGAUGAACCCAUGUUCACCCAGCCGCUGAUGUACCAGCGCAUAAAAAAACUGAAGCCAUGCCUCCAGCUCUACGCCGAUAAGUUGAUCAAGGAGGGAGUCGUCACGGAUAGCGAGUUCAAGGCAAUGGUGUCAAGCUACGAAAAGAUCUGCGAGGACGCUUGGGCCAAGUCCAAGACCAUCAAGACCAUAAAGUAUUCCUCUUGGAUCGACUCUCCCUGGCCAGGAUUCUUCGAGGGUCGCGAUCGCCUGAAACUGUGCCCCACUGGCAUCAGCACGGACACCCUGAAGACGAUUGGCAACAUGUUCUCGACUCCUCCGCCGCCGGAGCACAAGUUCGAGACACACAAGGGCAUCCUUCGCAUACUGGCCCAGCGCACGCAGAUGGUGCAGGACAAAGUGGCUGACUGGUCGCUGGGCGAGGCCUUCGCCUUCGGCUCGCUCCUUAAGGAGGGCAUCCACGUUCGACUAUCCGGCCAAGAUGUGGAGCGCGGCACCUUUUCGCACCGGCACCACGUCCUGCACCACCAGUCGGAGGACAAGGUGGUGUACAACUCACUGGACCACCUCUAUCCCGACCAGGCGCCCUACUCCGUCUCCAACAGCUCCCUGUCGGAGUGUGCGGUCCUUGGCUUCGAGCACGGCUACUCCAUGGCCAGUCCCAAUGCUCUGGUCAUGUGGGAAGGCCAGUUUGGGGACUUCUGCAACACGGCGCAGUGCAUCAUCGACACGUUCAUAGCCAGCGGCGAAACCAAGUGGGUGCGCCAGUCCGGAGUCGUCAUGUUGCUGCCACACAGCAUGGAGGGCAUGGGCCCGGAGCACUCUUCCGGCCGCAUUGAGCGCUUCCUGCAGAUGAGCGACGACGAUCCGGACGUCUAUCCGGAUACCUGCGACGCUGACUUUGUGGCUCGCCAGCUAAUGAAUGUCAACUGGAUUGUGACGAAUCUCUCCACGCCCGCAAAUCUGUUCCACUGCCUGCGCCGCCAGGUGAAGAUGGGCUUCCGGAAGCCGCUGAUUAACUUCUCGCCCAAGUCACUGCUCCGCCAUCCGCUGGCGCGAAGUCCCUUCAAGGACUUCAACGAGUGCAGUUGCUUCCAGCGCAUCAUUCCCGACAAAGGACCCGCCGGCAAGCAGCCCGACUGCGUCCAGAAGCUGGUCUUCUGCUCGGGAAAGGUCUACUACGAUCUCGUCAAGGAGCGCGACGAUCACGAGCAGGUGGAGACGGUGGCCCUGGUGAGGGUGGAACAGGUGAGACGCCUCCCAACGCGACACCUCUUCUUGUUCAUGAUAACCAUGAUUGGGCGCAUCCUCCAGCUCUGUCCCUUCCCCUACGACCUGAUCAGCCAGCAGCUGGAGCUGUAUCCCAAGGCGGAGCUGCUGUGGGCCCAGGAGGAGCACAAGAACAUGGGCGCCUGGUCUUACGUGCAGCCGCGUUUCGACACGGCGCUCCUCAAGAACGAAAACGAAUCGCGCUGCGUGUCCUAUCACGGACGACCGCCCAGCGCCUCGCCAGCGACGGGCAACAAGGUGCAGCACUACAACGAGUACAAGGCCCUGAUCACAAGCAUCUUCGGAGAGCUGACGCCGGAGAACAAGAAGCGAAUCGAGGAUCGGAUCAAGAAGCAGCAGGCAAAGGCCAAGGCGGAUGCGCAAUCGAAACCCAGUACUAAGCCACCAGCCGCUCCACCAAAGGGCGGUUCGUCGCCGCCACCAGGUAAGGGCGAAUCUGGAGGAAAAAAGAGAUCCGAUUCGUCUCCAUCUGCGUCUAUAGCUCCUACAGGUCCAGCACCCCGUAAGCCACUGAUCAGUCUGCCAAGUAGACCUCCAAGGGGUGGAAAGCAGCGGUCCGGCUCGGCUCCAGCUCCUAAUCUGGUUGAUGAAGAUUCAGCUGCUCGAAAUAGGGAACCAGAUGCUUCUGCAUAUGAUGGCGCAUCACCGUCAGCUUGGAAGAGAUCGGGCUCUGCUCCAGCACCGAGUGUAGUUCCCAGGGCAUCGGCCUCCCGCAGUCCGUCUAGAAAGUCACCUUCACCCUCUCACGACGGCAUAUCUCCUUCUACAAGACAAGAAUCCUUAAGCAAAAAGAAAUCAGGGUCGGCUCCAGCUCCGACGCCAACUUCUCGUGGACCAUUCCGGACUGCGCCCUCCAAUACAGAAUUCAUAAAGCGCAGACCUGCUAAAGAUUACGGCAGUAGAAAUGAAACCCAAAGCACUCCCGGGGAGUCGGAACUGGACCCAACAAAACCACAGCCCUAGUUUGAAUCCUCCUUUGUAAGUCCACCAAUAAAGAUAGGUAAUAGUUACAGAAAG